Molecule: messenger RNA, 1377 nt
Organism: Brassicogethes aeneus
Lineage: Eukaryota; Metazoa; Arthropoda; Insecta; Coleoptera; Nitidulidae
Source: the annotation of a GenBank genome assembly
AUGAAAACCAAAAAGGAUAAAUAUAGAAAGCCGAAUAAAGGGGAUUUCAAAACCGCUAGUGAAGGAGGCAGAAGAGAAACCCGAAGUGUAACUUUAUUUCAUAUAAAUGCUAGAUCUUUGAAAUACAAGAUUAAUGAGCUGGAAGCAUUUCUGGCUGACAAAAAUAUCGAUAUAGUGUGUGUUACUGAAUAUAGGUUUAAAGAAGACGAAGUACUUCAAAUGCAACUCUCUGGAAAGAAAUUUGUGUGUCAUCACAGUGCAUUCAUGAAGGUUCCUGCAAAGGCAAAUAGGAAAGGUCUUUCAAAAAAUGCCAACUGCCAUGCAUCCAUACUUAUUGUUGUAAAAUUAGAUACUGUAAAUACACGAAAAAAGGAUCCAUUUAUAAAGGGUUUGAAUAGGUUACAAGCAGUAAUAACCAUAGAUACACUUCAUAGUCAUACACUUGAAACUGCAGAAACCCUUCGUUUUUUACAAGCACCAUCAGAAACACAAGACUUAUUUUUUGAAUAUUUCAAUGACAGGAUGACAAUUUCAGAAGGAAAGAAAUAUCAUGAGAACUUAUAUGAAUUUGAACCAGAUAAGGAAAUGAUCCUUGCUAAUGGCAGUAAAAACCCUACCUAUUCGACAGUUCAGAACUGGUACCAUGCAUGGAGAACUACAAAUUUAGGACCCAGAACAGGGAAAGGAUUAUUAGAUGGUAUUGAGGGAAAGUUUUGCAAGCACCAAUGUGCCAUAUACAAAUUUUUCGAGGUUAAAACACAAUACUUUCCACCAAUAACUACAGAAGACAGGUACAACAUUGCCAAACUAGCUCUUGGAGAACAAGCUCCACCUGUUAGUUUUUAUGAACCAUUUAUUUUAGAAAAUCAUUGCAAAACGAAUAGUAGCUCACAUUCAAAUGUCCAAUCAAGCUCUAACAGUUACAAUAAUAACAAUAAUAGUCCAUGUAGUUUCUUUGAGGAUAAUCAUCUAGUGGACCCAGUACGAACAACUUCUAUUUCUCAAGAUGAAAAUGGUACUACCAGCAUUGAAGAUAUUUGCAACAUUAUUAAAACAUUCCACAAGUCUUUUGGUUCUUCCUCUAAUGGUUUGAGAAUAUUAAAUGACAGAUUAAAAGCUAUCAAAUCUGAGGGGCAAUGGGAAUCUUUUUUACACACCGCUGGUAAUUCUGUACCACUUAGAAGAAGAAACGCAACAAUUAAAGUUCAACCUACAUCAAUAUCUCGAAGAGCAGCAGGAGUUACCAGAGAAAGUAAAAGACUGCCCUCUGGAAGAAAGUUUAAAGAUGAAAAAGUGAUCAAAAAACGCAAACGAAAUUUAGCACAAAAUAUUAAAUUAAAUAAACCUAAUGCUUUAUCGCAUGGUUACAAUCAUUAG